This is a messenger RNA of Hippocampus comes (tiger tail seahorse), 504 nucleotides long. RefSeq names its product low-density lipoprotein receptor-related protein 8-like. Gene Ontology annotation, cellular component: plasma membrane. Gene Ontology annotation, biological process: canonical Wnt signaling pathway. The annotation marks the transcript as partial. Lineage: Eukaryota; Metazoa; Chordata; Actinopteri; Syngnathiformes; Syngnathidae. Gene Ontology annotation, molecular function: Wnt receptor activity; Wnt-protein binding. The record is from RefSeq and is a predicted model, not a curated record. The transcript has 3 exons.
CAAAUCCACUCCUGCAGCGCCUUCAUCCACGAGGCCGGUGACCCAGCCCAGCAGGUCCAACUGGUGGAUUCGUCACUGCAAACCCCAGCCGGUCUUGCUCUGGACUGGCUGCAACACAAUCUGUACUGGACCGACUCUGGCGACAAAUCCAUCUCGGUGGCCUCAGUGGACGGAACCAAGAGACGCAUCCUCAUCAACACUGAUCUGAGCGAGCCCAGAGCCAUAGCACUGGAUCCUCAUCAUGGUUUCAUGUACUGGUCCGACUGGGGCACAAGAGCCAAGAUAGAGAAGGCCGGGAUGAACGGAGUGGAUCGGCAAGUGCUGGUGGCUGAUAACAUUGAGUGGCCCAACGGAAUCACACUCGACGUAGCGAACCGCCGUCUGUACUGGGUGGACUCCAAGCUGCACCACAUAGCCAGCGUGGAUCUGAACGGAGCUCACCGCAGAACACACAUGACAUCUGCUGAGACGCUGGGACACCCCUACGCUCUGGCUGUGUUUGAG